AUGUCAGACGAUCUCAAGGAUGAGAUAGAAGCCCUCAACUCAAUCUACGGAGACGACACGCUCCGCGCUUCCUCGCCGCCAGAAAGCUAUGUUCUCACACUUCCCGGCGGCCCGGGCGCCUCCUCGCUCACCCUCCGCUUCGCCGACACGUACCCUGACGUACCUCCGGAGAUCCUCGGCACCCACAGCGCCGGCGAGAACGCGCCCCGUGGCGCCGGCGCCCGCGACCUAUCCCUGUUUCGCGAGGCCGUCGCCGCCGUCUACCAGCCGGGCGCUGUCUGCCUCUUUGACGCCGUGGAAGAGUUCUCGAGACGGCUGGAGGAAGUUUCAGAAGCUGAGCCGUCAGCACCACCCACCACCACCUCACAUUCGCCGCCGUCGACAUCGACACGGCUCAAGAAUGAGCACCAGGACGCUGAAGCUGACACUAUGCCUUUGUUCAUGCUAGAGGAACCCCCCUGGAUCAUCUCGGACCCCUUUGUCGAGCUCAAAUCCGUCUUCCUCGCGCGCGCCGCGCCCGUCACGUCCCCCGAGCAGGCCGCGGGCUACGUCCAGCACCUGAUCGCGACGGACAAAAAGGUACGCACCGCGACGCACAACAUGACGGCGUGGCGGAUCCGCGGGCCCAACGGCACCAGUUUUCAGGACUGCGACGACGACGGCGAGACCGCCGCGGGGGGGCGGCUGCUGCACCUGAUGCAGCUCAUGGACCUGUGGGACGUCAUGGUCGUCGUGACGAGGUGGUAUGGGGGCCAGAAGCUAGGCCCGCGGAGGUUCGCGCUGAUUAAUAGCACCGCGAGGGAUGCCUUUGUAAAGGCUGGGUGGGCGGAGGAGCCGGGGCAGGGGAAGAAGAAGGGGCACGGCAAGUGA
Colletotrichum orchidophilum is the source of this 870-nucleotide messenger RNA. RefSeq names its product RWD repeat domain-containing protein. Gene Ontology annotation, biological process: regulation of translational initiation. The transcript has a single exon. Gene Ontology annotation, molecular function: protein binding. Bases 1 to 870 code for a protein of 289 amino acids. Gene Ontology annotation, cellular component: cytoplasm. The record is from RefSeq and is a predicted model, not a curated record. NCBI's taxonomy places the organism in Eukaryota, Fungi, Ascomycota, Sordariomycetes, Glomerellales, Glomerellaceae.